AUGGACCACAACCUACUGCGAUUGAUCGUCACCGUGGGCGAAUUUUUCGCAAUCACGCCGUCAAAAAACAAAAUCGUAACGAAAAUCUACGCUACUUGUUUUAUUCCCGUUUUAAUGACUGCGUCAACGGUUUCUGUUAUUUAUUACCGGCAACCACUUUACGUCAAUUUCUCCCCAAUCAAGUUGGUCGUUACCAUAGCAAUGGUGUUGAUUGUCAACCUGUUCAAUUGUUACACAGUCCUGGCACCAGUUUUCUGUAAACGCCAACAGUACGGCCAACUUAUGGCAAAGUUGGUGGAAAAUCACCACAAACCUGAUUUUCGCACUUGUGGCAAGUUUUUGGCGCCAAAUUUGAUAUACUGGGUGGUUACGAUUUACGUAGCUUACGUUUGGACGGAUAUUUUGGGGUUUAAUUACUACAAGGAGUAUUUCGUUGAAGUGGUACAACUGUACUUUCAAUUCUACUAUAAUUAUUUUUUGUGCGUUGUUGUGGCGAUUUUUUGGGGGAAGUACCGGAAUGUUAAUUUUUUGUUGGCCGAGCAGUUGGUACACAUGCAAAGUCGGCCAUUUGUGGACCAUGACAGGUUCCACGCGUUCAUUAAACGAGUGGAAGGCUUAAUAUGUUCAAUAAAAGAGUUAAAUAUGAUUUUUAACGAUGUUUUUGGGUGGCCUAUAAUUAUGAUUGUUUUGUACUCAAGUUUGCUCCUCUUAAACUAUUUGGACGAUAUUUUUAAAAAUAGCUUUGGCUACGACAAUCAGCAAUACCUUGGAGUCAUUAUUUCGAAUAUAAGUGUCGUUUUUUUGACAACUGUUGGUACCACAAUCCUGAUUUUACUGUGUGAUUCGGUCUUGGAAGAAGUAAAAACCACAAUUUUGCUGGCGUACAAGAUACGACAAUACGCCGUGUCAAAAGAAAAGAAAGAAAUUUACGAAUUUAUUAAUGUGGUCCUCAAUAAUUCGCCCCAAUUCACAGCGGCUGGAUUUUUUUCCAUAAACAAAACCACGAUUUUUCACAUGAUGGGCACCGUAACAACAUUUUUUAUCAUAAUUAUACAAUUCAAUACCAACAUGCGAGUUUAG
Molecule: messenger RNA, 1080 nt
Organism: Tribolium castaneum (red flour beetle)
Lineage: Eukaryota; Metazoa; Arthropoda; Insecta; Coleoptera; Tenebrionidae
Gene: Gr80
Product: gustatory receptor
Exons: 2
Coding region: 1-1080 (359 amino acids)
Biological process (GO): sensory perception of taste; male courtship behavior; chemosensory behavior
Cellular component (GO): neuronal cell body; membrane; dendrite
Source: RefSeq, marked validated